AUGGCUUACAAGAACCUUUUGUCUUCGAAGUGGGUCUGGAAGCCGGGAAAAUGCCCAUGUGGAGGUACUUUCUCGCGGGUCUCCUGGAAGACGAGCAUGCAACGGGGGCAUGGUCGCCUGUUUGUCCGUUGCCAGGACUGCGAAGGUUACAAAGACGUCAUGAGCUUUAGCGCUUUGCCGUGUUUGCGAUGGCCCAUUGUCCACUACUGGUCGUUCUUGCAGCACUGGUUUGCGGCCAGCCACAGGCCUUCCAGCGAAGAAAUUGCUCGCAGGAUGAAAGUUUCAGGUCAAGCCAACAGCGCGGCUCGAAAACUGGGGCGAGUCCUCUUGAGUGCAGAAGCUCUGUGUGCCCAGAGGACACAACAGAAGCGAACCCUCUCAGGAUUGCUCGAGGUGGACGGUAUACGAGCUUCAGAAAGUUUGUGCUUCCUGGGACGACAACGUUGCGGUACAUGCAGUACUUUGGUGCGCUGCAGCGUGGCACACGCAAGAUCAACCUGUACCGCUUGA
Molecule: messenger RNA, 510 nt
Organism: Cladocopium goreaui
Lineage: Eukaryota; Dinophyceae; Suessiales; Symbiodiniaceae
Source: the annotation of a GenBank genome assembly